GUCUGUGCUGCGCUGUCAUUCUUUGAUUGUGCGACGAGUACUAAAUUCGUUGUUUUUGUAAAAAAAAUACGUCUGAAAAUGCCCUGAUCAUCAAAUCCCCAUAAAAUAUAAUACAACAUCAUGUCUUGUAUAAAUGAGCCAGUGCUCAACAUAAUAGUUGUAGGUUUUCACCAUAAAAAAGGCUGCCAGGUGGAGCACUGUUACCCCGAGUUGGUGCCUGGCCGGCCCAAUGAGCUGCCGUCAGCAUGGCGGCAUCUUCCAGCAUUGGCAUUGCCUGACGGUUCUCAUAAUUACCUAUCUGAUACCAUAUUUUUCCACCUACCAGGGCUAACUGAGCCAGCCCAUACUGUGUAUGCAAUAUCCUGUUUCCGGCAAAUCCCAAUAGAGCAAGUGGUACAGAAAACAGAGGACAUGACCAGAAGUUCAGUUCAAAAGAGUGUCUGUGUAGUGUGCCAGUCCCCCCUGUUUGGAAGGCUGGCGGUGAAGAUGGAGCUGGUAGUGAGAGCAUGGUUCCUGCAGGGAGACUUCUCGCAGACCAAGCUUCUGGAGGAUGCAUACAAACACCUCAACAGCUGCCCAGUUCAGAUUGAUCAAACUCUAGAAGGUUUAUCAGUCCUCCGGCUAGUGGAGUCGUGGCGCCACAAAGCGCUACUGCUGUUCAAGUUGCUGCUGCUCCGGCGGCGCGUGCUGGUGUACGGCGCGCCGGCCGGGCCGCUGUCGGCCGCGCUGCUCACGCUGGUGUCGCUGCUGCCGCGCUGCCUGGAGCAUGGGCUGGGCAAGGCCGCCAAUGUCGUAUUGUCCAGGCCGUUAUCUCCCAUCCCUAUGGCCCCAGAUAACAAGUCGGAGGACAUUGUUGACACCGCAACCGACAUCGUUAACGAGCCGUAUGUAAACGGUUCAACACAAAUAGAUGACGAACUUACGCCUAAAGAAACAGGAAAUUUAUUGGAAGAAAAGGAUAGAGUUAGCCGGCAGAGCUUUGAUGAAACGCUACUGUUGCAAGCAGAUGUUGACAGGCAAGACUUAGCUAGCAGAGAAAAAUGCCACAGCGUUGGAGAAAAGUACAAAACGCAGAAACCACUAGUUGAAGCCCAGCAAAGUCCAACUAUGGCUAGAGAUAUGAGCGUUGAUGGCUUAUAUAACUUAACAAGUCAGAUUGACCAAGCUGAAUGCGGGCUUCCUUUAUCACUAUUUGAGGAUGGUUACCUCUGUUUACCGUACUUAUCUUUACAGUACUUAGAUCUUUUGUCAGACGCAGCCGUACAGGGUUUUGUAGUGGGUGCGUCGAAUGUUUUAUUUAAGCAGAAACGUCAGUUGUUCGAUGUGCUCGUCGAGCUGAAUGAGAUGAGGAUAGAAACAGGGGAUUUGAUGCUGCGAAGACAGCUGGCGCUCGGGACGGAAGACCUGAGGUUUGCUGACCACGUGGUGCGCCACGGCGCUUCGCAGGGCGACGCUUGGAUACGUGACCAAUUUGCCAGCUACUUAAUUUAUCUUUUAAGGACAUCUUUACUGCCAGAGGGUAGUCGGGAAAUCGACCCGUACAAUGCUCAAUUCAUGUCAGCGUUCAAAGCCACGCCGGCGUACCAGCAGUGGCUGAAGACGACCAACAACGGUGACAUCGAGGCGUUCGCCAACCUCGCGCCGAUCCAUCCGUUCGCCGGCCAGCUAUCCGUGGCUGAUAUGAAGUUGAAAAUCGCGCACACCAUGUCUACGAGCGAGGGCGGGCGGAAGGUGACGGCGGCGGUGGCGAGCACGGGGCGCGCCGUGGCCACCACGUCGCGCGCCGUCGGCGGCGCGCUGUCGCAGGCGCGCGGCGCGCUGUCGGGCUGGUGGAGCGCGCUCACCGCGCCGCCCGCCGCCGCCGCCGCCGACCCCGAGCCCGAGCACGCCGAGGAGGCCGCCGACCCCGCCGACAACCGGAAAGACGAGCGCGCCGACACGCCCGACCCUCCCGACAAAUCUAUAGAGGAAACCUCCACCGCCCUCAAUAAAAUACAGGUCGUAUAAUCGGACGCGUUUGCACGCGUCGCGAUUAUCGCUUCGUAGUAUUCUAGAUAUCGAAAUUAGGUCCGUUGUAAAUAUACUUCCGUGUAGUUCCUUGUAGCGGUGUAUCCGGUCGUCGAGUUGUAGCGAUGGUGGCCGUUAGAUUUUUUUACAGUGAUAAUGUGUUAAUUUAUAUUAGAGGAGAUUAAUCGAAGAUAGAACCGUGAGCAGACUAUUUGAUCGAAGAAAUAGACGGGCAGCUUUUUUUUAGAAUCUAGGUUAUCACUUAUUGCGCUUUCAUUAAAUGAAAUUGCUUUUAAUAUCUGUAAUUGUUUUUAAAUAGUGGAUAAAUUAACUAAAACUAUAUGUAUAUGUUUUUUGUUGUGUGUUAAAUUUUUCAUAUUUUUUCGCUCGAAUAGCUGCUUUCCUUGUAAGCGCAAUGUGAUUUUCAAAUACGCACGAAAAUUCUUGCACAUUGAAUUUUAUCUCGUGAAAAAGUUCAAAGAAAAACUCAAUCAGUAAUUAUUACAUGAUAAGCUUAAAAUAUUUAUCGAUUUGUAUUCAAUUAAAGAUCUAAAAUUUACCUUGAAUAUUCAUGAUACGAAGUGCACUGGAGUUUAUAAUUGCAUUGUCUAUUAAAAUUGAUAUAUUUUGAAAUGGUACAGGUAUUGUAAAAAUGUUGAUAAUAAUUACUGGUAACUUCAACUUUGAUACGAUUUGUGAUCUCUAAAAACACUGAUAGUUUUAGUAUGUUGUUGAUAUUAUAAUAGAUUAUUAUUUUAGACGUCAGUGUGGAAUAAUGUUACAGUGAAAUCGAAAUAAAUAAUGUUAAGAUGCUAUUACUUAAUCACUUUUUUUGCUUGUCGUUAUUUAUUUAUAAUAAUCAAUGAAAUCAGCAAGGAGGCUCUCUAUGUACUCAACGAAGAAAACCCCUGAAGCAGGGAUUCAUUCUGUUAUUUUGUACUUCCCUGACCUUAUAUAUUUAUAUUCUUUUAUUUUGAUGUACGGUUUCAGGUUGUAUACUUGCAAAAAUAUACGCAUACCUAACUGUUUUAUAGCUGUGACACGUUAAUAUAAAAUUAAAUUAUUUAA
This is a messenger RNA of Cydia fagiglandana, 3075 nucleotides long. RefSeq names its product late secretory pathway protein AVL9 homolog. Gene Ontology annotation, cellular component: cytoplasm. The record is from RefSeq and is a predicted model, not a curated record. The transcript has 7 exons. Bases 121 to 2007 code for a protein of 628 amino acids. NCBI's taxonomy places the organism in Eukaryota, Metazoa, Arthropoda, Insecta, Lepidoptera, Tortricidae.